AUGGGUCGUCAUUGCUUCUACGUUUACUAUGAUGGGGAACAGUAUUUCCAUGACUUGCAUGGGCUGUCCUAUAAAGGCGAGUUAGUGAAGCAGAAGUUCAUUGAGUUGAAAUGGGAAACACACUUGAGAAAAAUGCACCGGAAGAUAAUGGAAGCUCUACGGUUGGACAAGGAGUCACAUAAGAUAUCCAUUGUGUACCGUGCCCCCCAGAAACUUGUGAGUACUCAGGUUGUCUACAACUCAAAUCCGUUGGGUUGCGAUGCUGACGUGGACAUGAUGUGGGCAGUGAUUAAGCGGACCCCCCAGUUCAUAGCGUCCGACUUGUAUGUAACUGUUGAGGCUGUUGGGUUUCAUGGUAGUGCAAGUUCACAGCAUGCCAGUCGGGUGGAAGAGCCACACUCAUUGUCGGUUGACUUGCAUCCUCCCUUUGCCUAUGCCACGCCUUUCCCCUACAAUAAUCAACCAUGUAGUGCGGUUGAUCAUUUGGACAACACCGAAAUGGUGGGCGCCACCAAUACACAUGAUGUGGGAGGGUCUACUCACAAAUAUGAGCAUGUCCAAGCUGAUAUGGACGGGGGAAUUGAUAUUGAUGCCAGCCGAGAUGUGUACGAAGAGUUCAUUGAUACUGAUGGACCAAUGGACGACGCGGAGGUCUUAGAUGUACCACUGAUCGAAAAUAAUGAGGAGGAUAGCCUUACAACAGUUCCUAUCCCAGAAUGGUUCACAUCAAACACAUGGGACAAUAUUAAUGACCCAUCACCUGCAUUGGGUACAGGACAUCUUACAAGUUGGCAUAAAGGUGACCACCCAGCAAGGGGGAUGCUAUUCAAGAAUAAAGCCUAUGUUCAAUAUGUGUUGACCCUCUACUCUGUGGAGCAUAAUAAGCAAUACAAGGUCAUCAAGUCUGACACCAAUAGGCUGGUAGUGCGGUGCAAGAAUGAGGCAUGUCUGUGGUCAAUUCGGGCCAAUUGCAGCAAGAAGCACGGGAUGUGGGUUAUCAGUACAUGUAAGGAUCCCCAUAGUUGCUCAUCCCUCCAGCUACCAACUGAUGGGCGGAUGAUGGAUUCAAAGUUCAUCUCCAUUGCACUUGAGAAGUAUGUACGGGAAGACCUAACCCGAAAGGUAAGGGACUUGCGUAGUAUGUUGCAUGCAAGGCAUGGGCAUGAUGUAACUAUGUACAAGGUUUGGGAAGCCAAACAGAAGGCAGUUGCACGUAUUUCGGGGAUUUUGACGAGUCGUACGCAGAAUUGCCACGAUUUCUAG
Molecule: messenger RNA, 1263 nt
Organism: Quercus lobata
Lineage: Eukaryota; Viridiplantae; Streptophyta; Magnoliopsida; Fagales; Fagaceae
Exons: 1
Coding region: 1-1263 (420 amino acids)
Source: RefSeq, a predicted model, not a curated record